UAGAAAUCAGCCAUGCGAAACCACACAACAGUGACAACCUUUAUUCUUCUUGGAAUAACUGAUGAUCCACAGCUGCAGGUGAUCAUUUUUCUUCUCCUGUUUUUCACCUAUCUGUUGAGUGUCGCAGGAAACCUAACCAUCAUCACCCUCACCCUACUGGAUCCUCAUCUCAAGACACCCAUGUAUUUCUUCCUCCGAAAUUUCUCAUUUUUAGAAAUUUCCUUCACAACUGUCUGCAUCCCCAAAUUCCUUAUCAGUAUGGUAACAGGAGAUAAGAGUAUUUCUUACAAUGACUGCGCAGCACAGCUGUUUUUCACCAUCCUCUUGGGGGCAACUGAGUUUUUUCUUCUGGCUGCCAUGUCCUAUGACCGCUUUGUGGCUAUUUGCAAGCCCCUGCACUACGUGACUCUCAUGAGCAGCAAAGUGUGCAACUUACUGGUCCUUGCUUCGUGGGUGUCUGGUUUCCUGAUCAUAUUCCCACCGCUCCUUAUGGGUCUCCAGCUUGAUUUCUGUGCGGCCAACACUGUCGAUCAUUUCUUCUGUGAUGUUUCUCCUAUACUUCAGCUCUCUUGCACCGAAACAGACACAAUAGAAUUAAUGAUGCUUCUCUCAGCCAUUCUGACACUCCUGGUUACACUGGUGUUAGUGAUCCUCUCGUACACAAACAUCAUCAGGACCAUUGUGAGAAUACCUUCUUCUCAACAGAGGAAGAAGGCCUUUUCCACAUGUUCUUCCCGCAUAGUGGUUGUGUCCAUUUCUUACGGCAGCUGUAUUUUCAUGUAUGUGAAGCCCUCUGCAAAGGAACGAGUGUCUUUAAAUAAGGGGAUAGCUCUGCUCAGUACUUCUGUUGCCCCCAUGUUGAAUCCUUUCAUUUAUACACUGAGAAACAAACAGGUGAAAGAUGCUUUUAGGCACAUGACCAAAAGGAUUGAAGCUUCCUCAGUGAAGUGA
This is a messenger RNA of Chinchilla lanigera (long-tailed chinchilla), 951 nucleotides long. Its product is annotated as olfactory receptor 6C74. Bases 13 to 951 code for a protein of 312 amino acids. Lineage: Eukaryota; Metazoa; Chordata; Mammalia; Rodentia; Chinchillidae. Gene Ontology annotation, cellular component: membrane. The record is from RefSeq and is a predicted model, not a curated record. Gene Ontology annotation, molecular function: olfactory receptor activity; G protein-coupled receptor activity. Gene Ontology annotation, biological process: G protein-coupled receptor signaling pathway. The transcript has a single exon.